This is a messenger RNA of Zootoca vivipara (common lizard), 4372 nucleotides long. It is a transcript of the gene ABLIM2, whose product is annotated as actin binding LIM protein family member 2. Gene Ontology annotation, biological process: cytoskeleton organization; lamellipodium assembly. Gene Ontology annotation, cellular component: actin cytoskeleton. The record is from RefSeq and is a predicted model, not a curated record. Gene Ontology annotation, molecular function: actin filament binding. NCBI's taxonomy places the organism in Eukaryota, Metazoa, Chordata, Lepidosauria, Squamata, Lacertidae.
CCCGCCUUCAAGCGCCGGAGCGCCCCGCCUGGCCUGCCGAGCCCGUGGGAGGAGGAGGAGGCGGCGAAGGACGCAGGAGGCCGGCGCCUCGUCGCCGCAGGAGAGAGAGCCUCGGCCGGAACCUCCCGAGCCGCGCAACAGGUGCCUGCCCGGGGGAUGCCAGCGUCGCCAGCCCGACAGCGAGCCCAGGCCGGCGGCUGCGGCGGCGCCCCGGAGCGGGGAACAGGCGCACCAUGAGCACCGGCACAGCUUCUCAACCCCAGGCUGUGCACAGCCACUUGGAAAAGCCUUCUGGUGCUGCAAUCCUCUGCAAUAAUUGUGGGAAUCCAUGCAAAGGAGAGGUGCUAAGAGUGCAAAAGAAGUAUUUCCAUAUUAAAUGUUUUGUUUGCAAAGCAUGCGGAUGUGACUUGGCUCAAGGAGGAUUUUUUGUAAGACAAGGAGACUAUAUCUGUACUUUGGACUAUCAGCGCCUCUAUGGGACACGGUGCUUCAGCUGUGACCAGUUUAUUGAGGGAGAAGUGGUUUCAGCACUGGGGAAAACCUACCAUCCAAAUUGUUUUGUGUGUGUAGCUUGCAGGCAACCUUUUCCUGCUGGGGACCGUGUAACUUUCAAUGGCAAAGACUGUAUCUGUCAGAAAUGCUCUUUGCCACCUGCUGGAAGCAACAGCAAUUUCCCAGGCCUCCGAAAUUGUGGGAACUGUGGCUCUGAAAUAAAAAAUGGACAGUCUUUGGUUGCUUUGGACAAACACUGGCACUUGUCCUGUUUUAAGUGCAAGAUAUGUGGCAAACUUCUGAAUGCUGAAUAUAUCAGCAAAGAUGGUGUUCCAUAUUGUGAAAUGGACUAUCACGCUAAAUUUGGAAUAAGAUGUGACAAUUGUGAAAAGUACAUCACAGGAAGAGUUCUGGAGGCUGGAGAAAAACACUAUCACCCAACUUGUGCUCUGUGUAUCAAAUGCAAUCAGAUGUUUGCAGAAGGAGAAGAGAUGUAUCUUCAAGGGGCCUCCAUCUGGCAUCCUGCCUGCAGACAGGCAGCCAAAGCUGAAGAAAAAGCCAAGUUCCAGGAAACUAGAACAUCAUCUGAGAGUAUAAUUUCAGUACCUGCUUCAAAUACUUCAAAUACUUCAGGUUCCCCAAGUCGAGUGAUUUAUGCAAAACUUGGAGUUGAAAUCCUUGAUUACAGAGAUUUGGCUGCUCUCCCUAAGGAUAAAGCUAUCUAUAACAUAGACCGUCCAGAUAUGAUCUCCUAUUCCCCAUAUAUCAGCUAUUUGACAGAUGACAGGCAUAGUUACGGGGAGGGUGACCAAGAUGACCGUUCUUUCAAGCAGUACAGGAUAUCCAGCCCUAGUUCUACUAGCUCACUUGGCUAUGGCCGCAACACCCCAACCUGUCACUCUCCUCAGAAUUACAGCCGACCAGCUGGUACUCAGAGUCUUGGUACCAGUAGCUGCAUCUCCCUGCCCCAACACACAAGCCUUACAUUUACAUUCAGACAUCAUUACAUCCCUUUCUUCAAAGGCAGCGAAAGUGGUCGAAGCACUCCAAGCUUAUCCAUGUGCUCAGACAGCAAAUCUUCAUCAUCGCUAUAUCAGCAAGCACCUAGACAUUUCCAUGUCCCAGACACUGGAAUAAAAGAUAACAUCUAUAGGAAACCCCCUAUCUACAGACAGCAUGCAUCAAGAAAAUCAGAUGAUGACAGCAGUAGUUGUGAUCAAGACAACAGGAAGCUAAAAUCAAGUUGGCUGACUUUGAAAGAGGAGGUGGAUGCCAGAACCAACUCUCCAGAUCUGGAUACUCAGUCACUCCCCCAAAGUCCUGGAACCAACAGAGAGCUUCAGCGUUUGCACAACAACGCAAACAGUACCUACUUACGAUUUCCAUAUUCCAAAUCUGCUUCUCUUCCUGACUAUGGAAAGAAUGGGUUACACCAUGCUGCAGAUAUGGCCCAGUAUGACACCGACCAGGAUUCUACUUGGGGAAUGAGAGAGUACAAGGUCUAUCCGUAUGAAACACUUAUUGUAACAAACAGAGUUCGAGUGAAGCUACCAAAGGAUGUAGACAGAACUAGGCUGGAGCGGCACCUGUCCCCUGAACAGUUCCAGGAAGUCUUCGAAAUGAGCAUUGAACAAUUUGAACGACUUGCACUUUGGAAAAGAAAUGAGCUAAAGAAAAAAGCUCUGCUUUUCUAGCCCACUUUAGACAAACUGAAAUGUGCUUAAUGAAAAGAAACUGCACUCUUGCCACAGCUUAUCACCCGCGCCUGCUGUUGACCCUUUGUCUAGCUUCAUUGUGUUAGGGGUAGGGACAGAAAAUUGGAAAGAGAGAAAACAUGGCAUUUGCAUGACCCAGAGGAAUAUCUCAGUAGCUACUGGGUCUUCAAAAGUAUAUAACAAGCCUUGCUUUAAAUUAAUGAUUGCUUUAGCUGUUGCCUGUUGCCAAAAAAAGAAUUCUAAAUAAGAAGGAAAUGUGUACCGGUAGUUUUGACAAAAAUAAAAUAAAAAAAGCAGCUACUGUUUUGUUUCUACAUUUUGCACUAGUGAGCAAAACCUGUACAAAAUCAAAAUAUGCUGAUGAAAAAAUCUUCCCCAAGAGGGUAAAAAAUGUGCUACUUUGAAGCAAAUGUGAUGAAGGCCAAAGAAAAGCAUGUCAGAAAGUCACUCUUGCCAAUGUUUGUGUGUGACAUCUUCUAGGAAUAAAAGCAAACCUAUAAUAAAGCACUUUAAGUCUCAUUCUGUCACUUAAAUACAAGCUACUGUUCCACAUGUAAAGUAGCAAAUGAAAAAUAGCUAUCCAUCUUUUAUUUUUAGUAAAGAUAGAUUGUGGUGUACAUGUGUUCAGAGUACCAUUCAGACAGUUCAACAUGCAACCUAUUUUAGAUGAAGUACUUGAUUUAAAAUGCCUGAACCAUUUACUUCAGUGGGACAAAGUUCUAACUACAGUGGUACCUCGGUUUAUGAACACAAUUGGUUCCGGAAGUCUGUUCAUAAACUGAAGCGUACAUAAACUGAAGCGAACUUUCCCAUUGAAAGUAAUGGAAAGUGGAUUAAUCCGUUCCAGAGGGUCUGCGGAGUAACCGUUCAUAAACUGAAGCGAACUUUCCCAUUGAAAGUAAUGGAAAGUGGAUUAAUCUGUUCCAGGCGGGUCCGCGGAGUACUUAAACUGAAGCGUUCAUAAACUGAAACAUGGGUGUAAUUGGUUCCGAAAGUCUGUUCAUAAACUGAAGCAUUCAUAAACUGAAGCGAACUUUCCCAUUAAAAGUAAUGGAAAGUGAAUUAAUCCGUUCCAGAUGGGUCUGCGGCGUUCAUAAACCGAAAAUUCAUAAACCGAGGUGUUCAUAAACCGAGGUUCCACUGUACUUUGGGUUUACCCAGCUGGAGAUCAUGUAGUAAUUCAACUUUCACAUCACAAAAAUGCGUAAAUUCUUGUGUGUCAUAAGGCUGUGCAAAUUCUGACUGUAUUUCUAUUUUUUCUACAUUUCACUCUGGUACAAAGAAUGUGUAUCUAAUCUUGAUUCUAUGCACACAGUGGUGUCCACAUUAAAAAUAUUGUUUUGUAACUCACACGUUAUAUGGUUUGUUACUCCACUGUUUGCCUCUCUUAAGGAGGUGCUGCUAUAGAGAGAAGUAGAUGGAAAAUUCAGUUCACAUGUGAUGUCAUUAAAAAUAAGAAUCUAUCAUUAAUAUAGAACCAUUUGUGUGUUUGCAUGCACAGUCUGUGCAAAGAAACGUCUGCCACGAUAUCCUGAGAGGCAGCUGGGUUAAGUCGGCUUACCCUGCUUCCUCCUCUCUGUCCUCAGAUUCUCACCAGAUGCCGUCACAUCUGGCUAUAAAAGGUAAAGGGACCAGUCGUGACAGACUCUGGGGUUGCGGCGCUCAUCUCGCGUUAUUGGCCGAAGGAGCCGGCGUACAGAUUCCAGGUCAUGUGGCCAGCAUGACAAAGCUGCUGCUUCAUAUCUGGCUAUAAAGGUACAGUGGUACCUCGGUUUAUGAACACAAUUGGUUCCGGAAGUCUGUUCAUAAACUGAAGCGUUCAUAAACUGAAGUGAACUUUCCCAUUGAAAGUAAUGGAAAGUGGAUUAAUCUGUUCCAGACGGUCCACGGAGUACUUAAACUGAAGCGUUCAUAAACUGAAGCGAACUUUCCCAUUGAAAGUAAUGGAAAGUGGAUUAAUCCGUUCCAGACGGGUCUGCGGAGUACUCAACCUGUAGCGUACUUGACCCGAAGCAUGGGUGUAAUUGGUUCCGGAAGUCUGUUCAUAAACUGAAGCGUUCAUAAACUGAAGCGAACUUUCCCAUUGAAAGUACAGUAUUGGAAAGUGAAUUAAUCUGUUCCAGAUGGGUCCGCGGUGUUCGUAAACCGAACAUUCGUAAACCGAG